Staurois parvus is the source of this 546-nucleotide messenger RNA. The record is from the annotation of a GenBank genome assembly. Lineage: Eukaryota; Metazoa; Chordata; Amphibia; Anura; Ranidae.
CCCCCAGGCGGAGCGGCGACAGCAUCACCGGGCCCCCAGCGGGGGGACAGCAAUCGGGCCCCCAGGCGGGGCGACAGGCAUCGGGCCCCCCAGGCGGAGGGCGGGGCGCCGCCCGACCCCCAGGAAUGGAGCGACAGGUCUCUCCCGGUCGGCCCUCAGGCGGAGCGGGCGGGCGCCGGACCCCCCAGGUGGAGCGACAGGUCUCGGGCCCUCAGAGCGGAGCGGCAUGUCGCCGGAUGCCCCAGGCGGAGCGACAAGGUCUCGGGCCCCCAGGCAGGUUGCGGCGGGCGCCAACCCCCGAUGGAGCGACAGGUCAGAAGCAGGCCCUCAGUCAUGGAGGAGUGCGGGCGCCGACCCCCAGGUGGAAGCGUCAGGUCUCGGGCCCUCAGGCGGCGAGCGGUCAGGGGGAGCGUCAGGUCCGGACCCCCCAGGUGUAGCGGACAGGUCUCGGCCCUCAGGCGGAGCGGAGGCGGCGCCGGACCCCCAGGUGGAGCGACAGGUCUCGGGCCCGAGCUCCUCAGGCAGGAGCGGCGGGCGGGCGACGCC